UCAUCGUCUUCUCUCUUUCUCUCCGAAAACUCUCAGAUCUCCACUUCCCCCAUUUCGACAGCUGAAUCUGGUUCUGACCCUUUCCUCUCAAACCUACGCCCCGGCCCCCUGCUUAUCCUGCGCACACCCCCCAACCUCCCCCUCCUCCUCCUCUACCAAGUCCUCCUCCUUCGCUAGCCGAGAUGGGCAAGGGCGGUUCUGGUUCGGGGUCGCUGAGCGACGGCGUGGUGAAGAAGAUCCUGCUCUCCUACACCUACGUGGCCAUCUGGAUCUUCCUCUCCUUCACCGUCAUCGUCUACAACAAGUACAUCCUCGACCGGAAGCUCUACAACUGGCCCUUCCCGAUCUCCCUCACCAUGAUCCACAUGUCCUUCUGCGCCACCCUCGCCUUCCUCCUCGUCAAUGUCUUCAAGCUCGUCGAGCCCGUCACCAUGUCCCGCGAGCUCUACCUCUCCUCCGUCGUCCCGAUCGGAGCCUUGUACUCUAUCUCUCUCUGGCUCUCUAAUUCCGCCUACAUUUACCUGUCCGUGUCUUUCAUUCAAAUGUUGAAGGCCCUCAUGCCUGUCGCCGUGUACUCGAUCGGGGUCUUGCUUAAAAAAGAGAACUUCAAGACCGACACUAUGGUGAACAUGCUGUCGAUCUCGUUCGGGGUGGCCAUCGCGGCCUACGGGGAGGCCAAGUUCGAUACCUGGGGCGUGAUUCUCCAACUGGGUGCUGUCGCGUUCGAGGCCACGAGACUGGUCAUGAUCCAAAUCUUGCUCACUUCGAAGGGAAUCCAGCUGAAUCCGAUCACCUCGCUGUAUUACGUCGCGCCCUGCUGCUUGGCGUUCCUGUUCGUGCCGUGGAUCUUCGUGGAGUACCCCGUCCUGAAGGAGACCUCGAGCUUCCACUUCGAUUUCGUGAUCUUUGGGACCAACUCGUUGUGCGCUUUUGCUUUGAAUCUGGCUGUGUUCUUGCUUGUCGGGAAGACCUCGGCCUUGACGAUGAAUGUGGCAGGGGUCGUGAAGGAUUGGUUGCUGAUCGCCUUCUCUUGGUCAGUCAUUAAGGACACCGUGACGCCCGUGAAUCUGUUUGGUUACGGGCUGGCAUUCUUGGGCGUGGGGUAUUAUAAUCAUGCGAAACUGCAGGCUUUAAAGGCGAAGGAAGCACAGAAGAAGGCUUCGCAAGCGGAUGAGGAGGCGGGAAGGUUGCUGGAGCAGAGGGAUGGAGAUGGAAUGAGGGAGAAAAGAGAUUCGCAAGCCUAAUUUUUGAUCGAAUUUAGAGGAUAGUUGAAUAUUGAGUCGAGUAUGGAAAUAAGUUAUCAGGGAGUCUUGGAGGAUACAAUUGGUUAGGAGGAAGGGCAAGUGAAUUGAGUGUCAUGUCUCUCAAUUUCCAUUUGCACCAUUUGGUAUGUGGCAUUUACGUUGUUGUCCGUGUCAUCUGCUCGUUAAUGAUGUCUUGUACUUGUGGCAGGGUCAAGAUUCAUGUCUAUUGCUUUGAUGUGGUUAUGUGCUUUACUUGAGUUGAAGAAUCUCAAUGGCCUGCUAGAUUUCCCAGUUUCCCCUUUUGUUCUUCAUACUAGCAUUGUAGCGACUUUUACUUAUUGAGUUCAGUGCUUAUUGACUCUUAUGAAUUUUCUAUGUAUGCGAUUUCUUUUGUU
Messenger RNA from Rhodamnia argentea, 1639 nucleotides. Its product is annotated as probable sugar phosphate/phosphate translocator At5g25400. The transcript has a single exon. The coding region runs from base 183 to 1244 and encodes 353 amino acids. Gene Ontology annotation, cellular component: endosome; trans-Golgi network; Golgi apparatus. Gene Ontology annotation, molecular function: antiporter activity. Lineage: Eukaryota; Viridiplantae; Streptophyta; Magnoliopsida; Myrtales; Myrtaceae. The record is from RefSeq and is a predicted model, not a curated record.